UUCUGUGGCUGGGAAAUGGAUGAAGGUUACAGAAACAACUCAAAUCUUUAUCAAGGAGCUCGGGAUAUAGCCAGAGAGGUAAAGAAACAGACAAGUAGUCAUACCAUGGAUGAUUAUUCCAAGUAUCAAGAUAAAACAUAUGGAGAUUAUUCCUCCAAUGAUGCAUACUAUCAUAGUGGGGGCCACACCAAUCAAGAUGAAGAUGCACAGAGUGAUGCAACAGAAGGCCAUGAUGAUGAUGAUGAGAUAUACGAAGGAGAGUAUCAGGGUAUCCCUCACCCAGAUGAUAUCAGGUUACAACACAAAGAUACAUCUUUAAAAAAUGAAUUUAAGGAGCAAGCAGACCUUAUUGCAGAGAGGAAGGAGGAUGAAGAACAAUUGGCCUAUCAGUAUGAGAACAUAAUUCAGGAAUGUGGACAUGGGCGCUUUCAGUGGACACUCUUUUUUGUUUUGGGUCUUGCAUUAAUGGCUGAUGGAGUGGAAGUAUUUGUAGUGGGAUUUGUCCUUCCCAGUGCUGAGAAAGACAUGUGUUUGUCACGCUCAAACAAAGGAAUGUUGGGGUUAUUAGUGUACCUUGGGAUGAUGCUUGGUGCAUUUGUGUGGGGAGGCCUGGCAGAUAAAUUGGGAAGAAAGAAAUGUCUCCUCAUUUCCCUAUUCAUAAAUGCGGCCUUUUCCUUCAUCUCCUCCUUUGUGCAAGGAUAUGGGUUAUUUCUUUUCUGUCGCCUUAUUUCUGGUUUUGGUAUUGGAGGGUCCCUCCCCAUUGUCUUUGCCUAUUUUUCUGAAUUCCUAGCACGUGAGAAGAGAGGAGAGCAUCUGAGCUGGCUUUGCAUGUUUUGGAUGAUUGGAGCACUAUAUGCUUCAGCUAUGGCUUGGAGCAUCAUCCCUCAUUAUGGAUGGGGAUUCAGUAUGGGGACACACUACCAUUUCCAUAGUUGGAGAGUUUUUGUUGUAAUAUGUGUGCUGCCUUGCAUAGCCUCUAUCAUUGCAUUAAAGUUUAUGCCUGAAAGUCCGCGGUUCUUACUAGAGAUAGGCAAGCAUGAUGAAGCCUGGAUGAUUCUGAAGCGAAUUCAUGACACUAACAUGAGAGCUAAAGGGGAGCCAGAAAAAGUUUUUACUGUUUCUCAAAUUAAGACCCCAAAACAACUUGAUGAAUUUAUCGAAAUACAAAGUGCCACGGGGACAUGGAUUCAACGAUUGUUUGUCAGGUUGAUGACUACUGUUAAACAGGUAUGGGAGAACAUGCUGCAAUGCUUUACUGGCCAGUUCCAGAAGAACACUAUAAUGUUGGCGGUGGUUUGGUUUACAAUAUCUCUAAGUUACUAUGGUCUGACAGUUUGGUUUCCUGACACAAUACGUUACAUUCAAGAUGAAGAUUACGAGAGCAGAGCGAAAGUAUUCAUGGAUGAAAAUGUGAGGAAUUUUAUAUUCAACUUCACUCUAGAGAAUCAAAUACACAAAGAUGGUCACUACUUUAAUGAUAAGUUUUACGGCAUGAAACUUAAAUAUGUCACUUUUGAGGAUUCCUACUUUGAAGAUUGUUAUUUUGAAGAUGUGACCUCAGUGGGUACAGUUUUUAAAAACUGCACAAUUAAUUCCACCAUUUUCUAUAACACAGAUCUCUACAAGCACAAAUUCAUUGACUGCAACUUUAUAAACAGCACCUUCUAUGAACCAAAAAUGGGUUGUCAUAUUGAUUUUGAAGCGGAUAAUGAUUUCCUAAUUUACUUGGUCAGUUUUCUGGGAAGUUUGUCUGUAUUACCCGGAAAUAUCAUAUCAGCACUACUCAUGGACAAAAUUGGAAGGAUAAAGAUGAUUGCUGGAUCUAUGUUGAUAUCAGCAGUAUGCUGUUUCUUCCUCUUUUUUGGGAACAGUGAAUCUGCAAUGAUUGGCUGGCAAUGUCUCUUUUGUGGCACUAGCAUUGCUGCCUGGAAUGCACUGGAUGUUAUCACUGUUGAACUUUAUCCUACAAACAAAAGGGCAACAGCCUUUGGGAUUUUGAAUGGUUUUUGCAAGCUAGCGGCCAUUUUUGGGAACUCCAUCUUUGCUUCUUUUGUUGGAAUAACAAAGGUUGUUCCUAUACUUCUUGCAUCAGCUGCCCUUGUAGGAGGCGGCCUAAUAUCUCUCCGGCUACCUGAAACUCGAGAACUGGUUCUUAUGUAAAAAAUGGAAGAGGAACAGGACAUGUACUGCUAACACUUAGCUAUGAGUGCAUGACAAUUCUCCACUGGUGAAUGUCUUGUGUUUAGAAUCAAGAUAAAGAUCCACACUGGAAAUCAUAGAACAGUUAAAAGGCUUUGUGUAUCAUAAAAUAAUAAUAAUGUUGUUGACAAAAAUGGAAAAAACAAAGCAAAGUCUAAAGUAUAUUAUAAAUGUGGUAAUAACAUUAUUGGUCCAUGGGAACAAAUCACGUAAUGGUCUUC
This is a messenger RNA of Bombina bombina (fire-bellied toad), 2420 nucleotides long. It is a transcript of the gene SV2B, whose product is annotated as synaptic vesicle glycoprotein 2B. Bases 16 to 2160 code for a protein of 714 amino acids. Gene Ontology annotation, molecular function: transmembrane transporter activity. Gene Ontology annotation, cellular component: membrane. The record is from RefSeq and is a predicted model, not a curated record. The transcript is spliced from 12 exons. NCBI's taxonomy places the organism in Eukaryota, Metazoa, Chordata, Amphibia, Anura, Bombinatoridae. Gene Ontology annotation, biological process: chemical synaptic transmission; transmembrane transport.